AUACCGGAAGUGACGUUGACGUAGUUCCUCUAUCGCUUGGCUUCGGGUUAACGCCACCUAAACAACCCAAGCCUUAAGAAGAAAACAUCAACGUCCCGACGUCUGCGCUUAAUUUUUCACCAGCAAUUCCUUCAUCGAAACGUCUAACACUUGCAACACAGAAUGCCUCAGAACGAGCACAUUGAGCUGCACCGCAAGCGGCAUGGCUACCGCCUGGACCACCACGAGAAGAAGAGGAAGAAGGAGGGCCGCGAAGCCCACGAGCGCUCGUACAAAGCCAGGAAGAUGAUCGGCCUCAAGGCCAAACUGUACCACAAGCAGAGGCACGCUGAGAAGAUCCAGAUGAAGAAGACCAUCAAAAUGCACGAGCAAAGGAAGACCAAGCAGAAGAACGACGACAAGACACCACAGGGAGCCGUGCCGGCCUACCUGCUGGACCGAGAGGGUCAGUCCAGAGCCAAAGUCCUCUCCAACAUGAUCAAGCAGAAGAGGAAAGAGAAGGCGGGCAAAUGGGAAGUGCCGCUGCCAAAGGUGCGAGCACAAGGAGAGACUGAAGUGCUCAAAGUCAUCCGCACAGGAAAGAGACAGAAGAAAGCGUGGAAGAGAAUGGUGACCAAAGUCUGCUUUGUGGGUGACGGCUUCACCCGGAAACCUCCCAAAUAUGAGCGCUUUAUCCGACCCAUGGGCCUGCGCUUCAAGAAGGCUCAUGUCACACACCCCGAGCUGAAGGCCACCUUCUGCCUGCCCAUCCUGGGAGUGAAAAAGAACCCCUCCUCCCCCCUCUACACCUCGCUGGGAGUCAUCACCAAGGGGACAGUCAUCGAGGUCAACGUCAGCGAGCUGGGCUUGGUCACGCAAGGAGGAAAAGUGGUGUGGGGUAAAUACGCUCAGGUGACGAAUAACCCCGAGAACGACGGCUGCAUUAACGCAGUCCUGCUUGUUUAAGACUCUUUGAAAAAUCUAUUUUUAAUAAAAAACCAAAAGGAAGAAAAUACUGCCCGAUGAAGCGAGACAUGAGAACUUGUGGCAACGAUGGACACAGAGAGGAAGCCUUGUGAUGUGAAUAAAGUUGAUGUUGAAGUAAA
Doryrhamphus excisus (bluestripe pipefish) is the source of this 1085-nucleotide messenger RNA. RefSeq names its product NSA2 ribosome biogenesis homolog (S. cerevisiae) (gene nsa2). The record is from RefSeq and is a predicted model, not a curated record. NCBI's taxonomy places the organism in Eukaryota, Metazoa, Chordata, Actinopteri, Syngnathiformes, Syngnathidae.